This is a messenger RNA of Cyclocybe aegerita, 561 nucleotides long. The record is from the annotation of a GenBank genome assembly. NCBI's taxonomy places the organism in Eukaryota, Fungi, Basidiomycota, Agaricomycetes, Agaricales, Hemipholiotaceae.
AUGUCGUCUUUCGCCUCGACCUCUACCACCCCAUACACCACCGACAUCGAGGCCCAGUACCCGGAGACUCCAGUUAGCGCCAUGACGCGCACACCGCAUGCUACAAACCCGACCCGCAUGUUGGACCCCAUGGAUGCGUCUUUCGGGUACACAUUCGCGUCGUCGUCCAUCCACGAGAGCCGCCACGACCGCAGGCAGAGUCUGUCGGAAGCCCCGCCAGCAUAUGCUGAGGAGGCGGGUAUCCCCCUCCCGGACUACACAAUCCACGCACCCGAGCCUGUGACGCUCGCGAUGUACUUGUUCAAAUUUGGGUUUUUGUUCCCACCAUUCUGGCUUUUCGGGGCCUUCAUCCUCUUGUCGCCACUGCGCGCACCCCCUUCUACAUCUGAUGACACCCCUGCGUGGAUGCCCGAGAAGACGGAGGCAGAGCGCCAGCAAAUCAUUGCAACGAUUCGCAAAGUAGAGCUCAAGUGGGCGAAGCGGUGCCUAUACGCCUUCCUCAUCCUCGCCGUUCUCGUCAUAACCGGCUGCGUUGCUGCCUGGGCUGUCCUUCACCAUUGA